Molecule: messenger RNA, 904 nt
Organism: Camellia sinensis
Lineage: Eukaryota; Viridiplantae; Streptophyta; Magnoliopsida; Ericales; Theaceae
Source: RefSeq, a predicted model, not a curated record
AUGUGGUGUCAAUGCGUUAAGUCUUACUUGUUAAAGGGUAGAAGUUUUUGGUGCCUCAAAGUUCCUAGUGACCCUUCCUGGGUCUGGAGAAAGCUUCUUGAUUUGAGAAGUAUUAUUGCUCCCUUGAUUAAAUAUAAUGUUGGUAAUGGGAAGGCAACUUUCUUGUGGUUUGACAACUGGCUCCCUCUUGGGCCUCUUUUUAAUAGAUUUGGAGACAGAGUUAUUUCUAACUCUGGGAUCCAGAAGUUUGCUAAAGUGGAGUCUGUUAUCUAUGGAUCUAGGUGGAAAUGGCCUGUGUGUCGUACUUGGGAGUUGAAUGAGAUUAAGGCUGCUGUCCCGGCAGAUAUGAAGCCUUCUUUAGUGAAUGAUAAGGUGGUGUGGCUACCAUCUUCUGAUGGGCAAUUCUCCAUUAAGUCUGCUUGGGACGAGUGGAGGACCCAUGGUUCUAGAGUUGUUUGGGCUAAGAUCCUGUGGUUCAAGUUUCAUAUUCCUAGAAUUAGUACUAUGGUUUGGGUUGCUAUACGUAAUAGACUAAACACUCUUCAUAGGCUUGUUGUCUUUGGUACUAGCAACUCUUCUAUUUGUUGUCUCUGUGGGAUUGGGCUUGAGGACCAUAAUCACUUGUUUUUUAAAUGCCCAUUCUCUUACAAAGUUUGGAAUGGUAUGCAGGUGGUUCCUCCCAAACUCUAUCCUAAAAUCAGGUCAAGGAUAACUUAUUGGUGGAUGCAGCUGUCUCUUCGUAAUUGGUGUGAGGUGUCUAAUCAGUUUCCCAGUGCAUGGUGGAGUCCAUAUAUGUGGGUUGAGUGUUGUUUUACUAAUCCUCCGAGUUUGUGGAUGAGUGUUGUAGGUGCUGUGGAUGCUGGCAGAUCUACGGGUUUUCUGGAUGCUAGUAGCAUGCAAUUUG